GAUGACCUGCUGCGGUGCGGGAUCUGCUUCGAUUACUUCAGCAUCGCCAUGAUCAUCCCGCAGUGCUCCCAUAACUAUUGUUCCCUUUGCAUACGCAAGUUUUUGUCCUACAAAACCCAAUGUCCAACAUGCUGUGUGGCAGUCUCGGAAUCUGACCUGAAAAACAACCGAACAUUAGAUGAACUAGUGAAGAGCUUCAGCUCUGCAAGACAACAGCUGUUCCAGUUGGUCUUGGAUACUCCCCUGAUUUCAUCUCCAUUGGCCAGUAGCAGGCGUUCAGCUGGCAAAAGCCAUGCUAGGAGUCCUGUUUCUUGGCCAGCUUUAAAAGAAGAGUUGCCAGUGAUCGACAGUUUCUUGAAAAAGGAAAAUGUCUGCUCCUCAACCAAGGCAGAAGGUCCGACAGGCACAGAUCAGAAGAGUUUCAGAACCAAGGAACACAAUAACCUUUCUAGCAGAUCCACAGAAACUGAUGGUAAAGACUUUGAAGUGGGAUCACAAGAGAGUUCCAAGAGCACCAGAAGUCAUGAAAAGCCUUCUACAUCAGUGCUAAAAGUAGUCAAGAAAGUGGAGUGUCCUGUUUGUGAGGUUGCUAUUCCAGAGCACCAUAUAAACAAACAUCUGGACAGCUGCUUGACAAGAGAAGACAAGAAGGACAGCCUCAGAAAUUCUGCCCACAAAAGGAAGCCUAUGUCUAAAGUUGUUUACAACUUGCUCUCUGAUCGUGAUUUGAAGAAGAAACUGAAGGAACAUGGUCUGUCUACCCAGGGGACCCGACAGCAGCUCAUUAAAAGACAUCAGGAGUUUGUGCACAUGUAUAAUGCUCAGUGUGAUGCUCUAAAUCCCAAAUCAGUUGCAGAGGUUGUUAAAGAGCUGGAAAGGAAUGAGAAGAUUCGGGUUCAGCUUGAAUGUAAUAAAAGCAGUGAAAAGAGCUUGACCUUCACAAAGGACCAGACAGAGGAAGAAAUAGACGAGAUCCACACUGAUUAUCGAAACAAACACAGAAAUGAAUUUCAGUUUUUGGUGGACCAAGUAAAGAAUCGAUGGAAGAAAAGUGGUAAGAGGAAAACAGAAAGUGCUCAAAACAAAGAAGUCACUGCCAAAGAAUUGCCAGCAGCCACAGAACAUUCAGAAGAGCAUCACCCUGCUGUUGUCCUUGGAAAUGCCCAGACACUCGGAGCAGAAACCCCUGAUGGCAAAAGCAGUGAAUCUCACUCCUUGGAGGAAGGCCCAAGGUCAGGCUCUCCUGCAUUCUCUCUGUCAUCUGGAUCAACAAGCAGCUCCAGUUCAGACAUUUUGAGAGAUCUGCAAGGGCCCGAGACCUGCUCAGAAUCCUCUGACAACAUCAGCCUCCUGGAGCAGAGAGUUAACACCAGAAAGUCCCUUCGGCCCCGAGUGCCAGAGAAGGAUCAGCUGCUUCCCAAGAGCAAGAGGAAGAGGAGCUAG
Messenger RNA from Chaetura pelagica (chimney swift), 1443 nucleotides. RefSeq names its product RAD18 E3 ubiquitin protein ligase (gene RAD18). Lineage: Eukaryota; Metazoa; Chordata; Aves; Apodiformes; Apodidae. Gene Ontology annotation, cellular component: Rad6-Rad18 complex; nucleus. The transcript is spliced from 12 exons. Gene Ontology annotation, biological process: DNA damage tolerance; protein monoubiquitination. Gene Ontology annotation, molecular function: ubiquitin protein ligase activity; single-stranded DNA binding. The record is from RefSeq and is a predicted model, not a curated record. Bases 49 to 1443 code for a protein of 464 amino acids.